AUGUUGAAGAAGCAGGCACAGGAGGAGGGCAAGAAGGAUAAGAACGGUAAGCCAAAGGUGAAUGCGGAUCCGAAUGUCCAGGUGUACACGUUGGAAAUAACAGGCCGCAACUUGCUCAUCGGUGCGAGUAUUUUCAUCUACUUGUCGUACUUCUUCUUCAUGUCGUCGAACGAUAGUGACUCGCAGGAGAUCUCGUUCCAGCAGUUCAGAACUGAUUACUUGGAUAAGAACCUUGUUGCCAAACUCGUGGUAGUCAACGAUUCCUAUGCUGAAGUGAUAUUGAACCAGAACGGCAAACAACAGACGCAUUCUGACGGCUUAUGGUUCGGGAUCGGGUCUGUCGAAAGCUUCGAACACAAUUUGGCGCGUGCCCAGGAUGACCGUGGGAUUUCCGAGGACUUCCGCGUGCCGGUGCUGUACACACGCAAGACCAACUGGACAUCUACUGUGUUGAAUAUCUUGCCCACUGGGUUACUUUUGGUGUUCAUGUAUUUCAUGUUCAAAUCAUCUGUGCCGUCCGGUAAGGGGGGUAUCUUUGGGAUGAGCAAGAAUACUGCGCGCAAGUUCAAUCCUGAGACUGAUGUCAAGGUAAAGUUUGAAGACGUUGCCGGUUUGGGCGAAGCUAAGGAAGAGGUCAUGGAGUUUGUCAAGUUCUUGAAGAACCCAAAGAAGUACGAGGACUUGGGUGCUAAAAUCCCAAGAGGUGCCAUCUUGAGUGGCCCACCAGGGACCGGUAAAACCCUCAUUGCCAAGGCCACUGCUGGUGAGGCAGGCGUUCCGUUCUACUCGUGCUCCGGGUCAGACUUCUACCAGAUGUUUGUUGGUGUGGGUGCCUCCAAAGUGCGCGACUUGUUCAAGAUGGCGCGCGAGAACGCGCCAUGCAUUGUGUUUGUGGAUGAGAUCGACGCCAUCGGAAAAUCGCGCUCGUCCGGCGGUGCGCGCGGCAACGACGAGCGUGAGUCCACAUUGAACCAAUUGUUGGUGGAAAUGGACGGUUUCACCGCCUCGGACCACAUUGUGGUCUUGGCCGGUACCAACAGAGUUGACGUGCUUGACAGCGCCUUAAUGAGGCCUGGUAGGUUCGACAGACAUAUCCAGAUCGACAAGCCCGAGUUAGAAGGCCGCAAGGAGAUCUUCAACGUCCACUUGAAGAAACUCACUUUGUCGCCAACCAUUGACAAGGACUUGUCUGGAAGGUUGUCCACCUUGACUCCGGGCUUCUCCGGGGCUGACAUUGCGAACGUGUGCAACGAAGCGGCGUUGACUGCGGCCCGUAUGGAGGCAGAGUUCGUCGAGUUAGUGCACUUUGAGUUGGCGAUCGAAAGAGUUAUCGGUGGUAUCGAAAAGAAAUCCAAGGUCUUGAACGAGCAGGAAAGACGUGUUGUGGCCUAUCACGAGGCUGGCCACGCCGUCUGUGGCUGGUACUUGAAAUACGCCGAUCCGUUAUUGAAAGUGUCUAUCAUUCCGAGAGGCCGCGGUGCACUUGGUUACGCCCAGUACCUACCACCAGACAUCUACUUGAUGUCCGCGAAACAGUUGGAAGACCGCAUGACGAUGGCGUUGGGGGGCAGAAUGAGUGAGGAGCUCCACUUUGCGUCGGUCACUAGUGGUGCAUCGGAUGACUUUAAGAAGGUCACUAAUAUGGCCACCGCCAUGGUCACCCAGUUGGGGAUGUCCAAGAAGGUGGGCUAUGUCAACUACGAGUCUACUGACAGCGAUGACUUGACCAAGCCGUUUAGUGAGGAGACCGCCUCCAUCAUUGACGAGGAGGUGCGCCGCAUCAUCAACAUGUGCCGCGAGCGCUGUUUGGCCAUGUUGAAGGACAAGUCAACCGAGGUUGCGCUCGUUGCCGAAGAGUUGUUAGCAAAAGAGGUCAUUACCAGGGAGGAUAUGAUUAGAUUGUUGGGUAAGAGACCGUUCCCGGAGCGUAAUGAUGCGUUCGACAAGUAUCUCGAGAAGAGAGACGCAACGGAGUCCCAGGAAAAGUAA
Messenger RNA from Babjeviella inositovora NRRL Y-12698, 1989 nucleotides. RefSeq names its product m-AAA protease subunit. The transcript has a single exon. Gene Ontology annotation, biological process: protein-containing complex assembly; mitochondrial protein processing. Gene Ontology annotation, cellular component: membrane; m-AAA complex. The coding region runs from base 1 to 1989 and encodes 662 amino acids. Gene Ontology annotation, molecular function: ATP-dependent peptidase activity; ATP binding; metalloendopeptidase activity. The record is from RefSeq and is a predicted model, not a curated record. NCBI's taxonomy places the organism in Eukaryota, Fungi, Ascomycota, Pichiomycetes, Serinales.